This is a messenger RNA of Microthlaspi erraticum, 1122 nucleotides long. Lineage: Eukaryota; Viridiplantae; Streptophyta; Magnoliopsida; Brassicales; Brassicaceae. The record is from the annotation of a GenBank genome assembly.
AUGGAUUUCAUUACCGGACUACCAGUAGCCAGAGGACGAAUGAACAACUCAAUCUGGGUUAUUGUGGAUAGACUAACUAAGGUGGCACACUUACUCGCAGUCAGAGAUUCCGACAAGGUGGAAACCUUAGCCGAACUCAACAUCAACCAGAUAGUCAAGCUACACGGAGUGCCAGCAGACAUAGUGUCAGAUCGAGAUCCAAGAUUCACAGCAGCAUUUUGGAAGGCAUUACAAGGAGAAAUGGGAACGGAGCUCAACCUCAGCACAGCCUUUCAUCCAGAGACAGACGGUCAUACGGAGAGAACCAUACGUACACUGGAAGACAUGCUACGUAUGUGCAUACUUGACUGGUCUGGCGUGUGUGAAGAUUACUUACCCCUUAUAGAUUUUUCCUACAACAACAGUCACCACAUCAGCAUAGGAAUGUCUCCAUAUGAAGCCUUAUAUGGAAGACCAUGCCGGACACCAUUAUGUUGGACGGAGAUUGGAGAAAGAAGAGUGUUUGGACCACCAAUAGUUGAUCACACCAUGGAUCGACUACUGGAAAUCCGAGCCAACAUGAAGAAAGCUCAAGAUUGUCAGAAGAAGUACGCAGAUCAAAGGAGGAGAGAAGUCACAUUCGAAAGAGGAGAUAUGGUGUAUCUCAAGGUAGCAGCUCAGAAAUGGAAGCAUAGAUUUGGAAAGAUUGGCAAACUCGCAGUACGCUAUAUCGGACCAUACAAGAUCAUCGGGAAAGUAGGUAUCGUAGCUUACCGAUUAGAACUACCUCCAGAAAUGAAUCUACAUCCUGUUUUCCAUGUUUCCAUGUUGAGGAAACAUGUAGCUGAUCCAAACGCCAUCGAACCGGAACGAAUAGAAGACCUUCGACAAGACCUCACUUAUCCGGUGGGACCCAUCAAGAUCGGUCUAAGAAGAGUUAGGGAACUCAAAAAUCGGCGCAUUCCUCAUAUACAAGUUUUCUGGGGCAGACAGAACAGAAUGGUCAUUACCUGGGAAGACGAAGAAAGAUUUCGAGCCAACUACCGGAGUUUUUCAUGGAAGAAGCAACACAAAUGGAAGAAGGCGGGCCAUCACAUACAUAGAGAAUUCGGGACGAAUUCUUUGAAGUGGGGGAGAAUGUAA